AUGGAAAUUUGGAUACCAAUAGCAAUAUUAAUCAUAUCACUAACUAGCAGUCAUGGACAAGAUAUUGACGCAAGUGGUUUAAUUGAUCAAAAACUUAAUCUUGAUCCAAAAUUACGUAAAGCUUUAUUAAAAGUUUUAUCGAAAAUCGACGAUGAAAGCAAAGAACAAAAAAUUAUACAACAGAAACAAGAAAUAACUGAUAAUGAUCAAUCAUCUGAGACAAAUCCAGACGUAAAAAAAGUAUAUGACGUUCAUUCAUUUUCCGCAGAUCAAGGAAAUAAUAAUCAAAAUGGGCCUGUCGAAGAAGAAAUUAAUUUCAUUAUCUCCAAAAAACACACCCCUGUUGAAUUGGAGCCCGAUACAAUUGUUGCAAGCAGUUCAGAUGCCGAAAGCCGAGCAUCAAAUUCGAAUUUAUUAUCGAACCGAAAUAAGAACACAAAUAACUUUGUUACCGCUAAACCUGACGAUUUAUCUACACCAGCUCCAACAGCACAAACUGAAACAGAUGAUGUAAACAGUGAAACGGGUAAAGUUGAAGAAGUGCAAUUUUUCUCUGCGCCUUUAGUAGCUGCAUUCACAGUACACCAAGACGAACUUGGUCUACCUCACAGUGUAAUUCCAUUAUACAAAGAUGAUUCAAAAUCCACUAAACAGCGUGAUAUUAAUAAAGCUACAUCGUCAAAUGUUAAUAACGUACUUCAUUCCAGUGUAAUUAUCGGCGAUGAAAAACCAAGUUUAUUUCAGCAACAGUUGUUCCAACUUUAUAAAGAACGGCAAGAACAACAAGAGUCACUUUUACAACAACGUCAAAGACAACGUGAGCAAGAAGAACAAAGGCGAUUACAAGAACAACAGCGAUUAUUACAAUUACAGUUAAAAGAACAAGAAUUGCGUCGUCAACAACAAGAAAAUCAAAGACGUCAGCAACUUUUUAGACAACAAGGCUCGUUAGUUUCGUUUCAACCAAGUAUUUCCACGCAAGCAAUUUCUCAACCCCAACCAUCAUUUUUAGUUCAGCAACAGUUACCUAAUCGUGAGGCAGUUGACUUUUUAGCAUCACUCCGACAACAAAGCCUUCAAGAUUUACCACUCCAACAAAAUCACAUUCCAUUAAAUUUCAAUCAAGCUUUACCACCUUUACAACAAAUUAAUCCACAAACACCAUCGAUAAGCAACUUUGUACUCUCUCAAAGUGAUCCUGGUUUAAAUUCCAAUCGAGUUUUUCGACAAGAACAACAAACUGGUAACUUUGGAUUAAAUCAACAACAAAAUAGUGGUAACUUUGGAUUAAAUCAACAACAAAAUGCUGGUAACUUUAGGUUAAAUCAACAACAAAAUGGUAACUUUGGAUCAAAUCAAAAUACAUUUAGACAAGAGCAGCAGGGCAGUAACUUCGGGUCAUUUAGACAACAGCCAUCAGUACAAACUUCAUUCCAAGAUUUAAGACAAUUACAGCCACCUCUACAAAAUUCAAUUCAAGAUUUCAGACGACCAAUUGAUUUUCGUCAACAACCUUCGUAUACUUUAGCUGAUAGACAAUUGAAAGAUUUGUUAUACCAGUCAGGUGUAUACCAAAUAGACAAUGGUCAGCAAGAGGAUUUAAAUAUAGUUUCUAAAGUAUUAUCGUUAAAUCAUUUUGGAGGUCAAUUUAACGGUAUAUUAAGACGAUCGGAUGAUUCACAAACGUUUUAUUUUAAGAAUUGA
Molecule: messenger RNA, 1704 nt
Organism: Chrysoperla carnea
Lineage: Eukaryota; Metazoa; Arthropoda; Insecta; Neuroptera; Chrysopidae
Exons: 2
Coding region: 1-1704 (567 amino acids)
Source: RefSeq, a predicted model, not a curated record